Molecule: messenger RNA, 3410 nt
Organism: Colossoma macropomum (tambaqui)
Lineage: Eukaryota; Metazoa; Chordata; Actinopteri; Characiformes; Serrasalmidae
Gene: tpcn1
Product: two pore segment channel 1
Exons: 26
Coding region: 987-3410 (807 amino acids)
Biological process (GO): monoatomic ion transport; transmembrane transport
Cellular component (GO): endosome membrane; lysosomal membrane
Molecular function (GO): voltage-gated channel activity; monoatomic ion channel activity
Source: RefSeq, a predicted model, not a curated record
AGCGGAGCACUGCAUUGUUCCCCCAUCAUCUGCCUUUGGACUGCCAUCUUUAUGUCCUGCUACCAAAAUUACAGUAAUCUUUCUAAGCCUUGUCUUGUUUGUGGCAUGACGAGUAGGGCUUUGGUUUGAUUUGAGGUGUCUCCUACUUUCUGUUCCUCAGAAACUUGUCAAUUCCUCAAUGAAAUGGAUGCCCAUCUGGGCAGUGUUCUGCUUUCAAAACUGACCGGGGGGGCAAAUCAACGCCUAAAGGCAUCAUGUUAAAUUUGCAUUAGGGCUUUACCCAAAAACCCACCCUCAGAGAGAUUCCUGGUUUUGUUUAGCUGGAUUUUCUCUUGGAAUAAGGCUCAGCCUGAAGCACUUCUACAACUGAACCAGCUUCUGUUGCCUUUUUUUAGCAUGUUUGCCAAACUUUUGAUGGCAGGAAAGAUGGCUGAUUUUCAGGAAAAAAUGGAAGUGGCACAGGAAAAGGGGAAAUGACACAGGGAAGGAGAAGCUUUUCCUGGUGAGCCGGAUCAAAAGUACGUCAACUAGGAGUGAAGAAGGCACAUCUGACCAAGGCAGUUGUAGAAGGUGGAGUAACUGGAGUAUCAGAACUGAACAUUCUCCUCUACCAGCCAGGAACAUUCCAGGUUCCUUAGAUCUUUCAGAAGGACCAGUGGAUGGAAAGAAACCUUCUUCAAGGUUUUCACUGGAUUAUUUCCUCUUCCACUCUUUGUAAAUAGAGUGUUAGUUUAUUUUCUUGAGGUGGAAGAUGUGGACUGAUGUGCAGGAAUGUGGGAAUUGAGGUGCAGUGCUGUUGGACCUUUGGGGUUAAAUUGCUGGUGGAUUUGAGUUUUUUGGAUUUUUUAUUUUUAACAAAGGUGGACUUGCAGCGUUCAAACAUGGAGAUGAUGCCACGCAGUUGACACUUGGUCAUUCACUCUUUUUGGACCCUACUCUCUUUGACUGACUGUUGGCGACCGGUACGAUCAGCUGCAGUGGUUGUCAUGGAAGCCGGCGGUAACCAUGUCAGUGGGGCUGAAUGGACACCCGAAUGGCCCUUCCAGUCGUCCUCUUUCUACCAACCCUGUGGAUGUGCUGAUGGAGUGGGGAACUACGAUAUUGCGAACAACGUUAGCAUUCCUGGACCCCCAGACUCUAGAUCCCAGAAUUCCUUGCGGCAGAGCUGGGAAAUGAACUACCAGGAAGCAGCGAUAUAUCUGCAGGAAGGGGAGAAUAACGAUAAGUUUUAUACUCACCCUCGGAGCCCGCGGGCGCUGAGCGCUUACCUGUUUGCCCAUAAUCACCUGUUCUACCUGAUGGAGCUGCUGACCGCUGUUCUGCUCAUGCUUCUCUCUCUUUCUGAAGCCCCUGCAGUGCCCUCCCUCAGACUGGACGUCUACGUUCACGCCACUCUGGAGUUGCUGGCGCUGGUGAUGGUGGCCUUUGAGCUGUGUAUGAAACUCCGAUGGCUCGGCUUUCACACGUUCAUACGACACAAGAGAACCAUGGUCAAGACGUGUGUGUUGUUCAUCCAGUUCAUCGAAGCGAUCGUGGUCCUGGUGCGGCAGACGUCUCACCUGCGUGUGACUCGGGCUUUAAGACCAAUUUUCCUCGUAGACUGUCGCUACUGUGGAGCUGUACGCAGAAACCUGCGCCAGAUCUUCCAGUCACUCCCUCCUUUCAUAGAUAUUCUUCUUCUUCUGCUGUUCUUCAUGGUCAUCUUCGCCAUUCUCGGCUUCUGCCUGUUUUCAACCAAUCCAGCUGACCAUUAUUUUAACACGCUUGAAAACAGCAUUGUAAGUUUGUUUGUGCUGCUGACUACGGCAAAUUUUCCUGACGUCAUGAUGCCGGCGUACUCGCGGAAUCGCUGGUCAUGUGUGUUCUUCAUCGUUUAUCUCUCCAUCGAACUCUACUUCAUCAUGAACCUGCUUCUGGCUGUGGUCUUUGACACCUUUAACGGAGUGGAGAAGGUGAAGUUCAAAUCCCUUCUUUUGCACAAACGUUCUGCCAUUGAACACGCCUUCCAGCUGCUGGUUAGCCGUCAGAGGCCUGAUGGAGUCUCGCUAAAACAGUUUGAUGGUUUGCUACGUUUUUAUCGACCGCGAAUGAGCGCACGUGAUCGUUUCCUCACCUUUAAAGCCCUGAACCAGUCAGGAACCACCAUGCUCAGCCUCCAGGACUUUUAUAAGAUCUAUGAAGUGAUGGGCCUGAAAUGGAAGGCGCGGCGUAGUGGGGAACACUGGUUUGAUGAUCUUCCUCACACUGCCUUCCUCAUCUUCAAAGGGAUCAAUCUUGUGGUCAAGUCCAAAGCUUUUCAGUACGCGAUUUAUAUUGUUGUAGCGGUCAAUGGAGUCUGGAUUCUGGUGGAGACCAACAUGUUAAACAGUGACUUUUCCUGGUCUCAACAAGUACCGUGGAACUACAUCGUCUUCCUUACAAUUUAUGGCGUGGAGGUUCUGUUAAAGAUCACUGGUCUCGGCCCAGUCGCUUACUUCAGCUCCGGCUGGAACCUGUUUGAUUUCUCUGUGACCGUCUUUGCCUUUCUGGGAUUGAUUGCUCUGGCCUUCCAGAUGGAGCCUUUCUACUUCAUCGUGGUGCUGAGGCCUCUGCAGCUUCUUCGCUUGUUUAAAAUCAAGCAGCGUUACCGGAAUGUGCUGGACACCAUGUUUGAGCUGUUCCCACGCAUGGCCAGUCUGGGUUUGACUCUCAUUAUCUUUUACUACUCUUUCGCCAUCGUUGGAAUGGAGUUUUUUGCUGACGUCAUCUAUCCAAACUGCUGCAAUACAAGUACAGUUGCUGAUGCAUAUCGGCAAAUCAACAUAACCAUCGGCAACCGCACGGUCCUGGAGGAGGGGUACUACUAUCUCAACAACUUCAACAACAUUCUCAGUAGCUUUGUGACCCUGUUCGAGUUGACCGUCGUCAAUAACUGGUACAUUACUAUGGAAGGUGUGACAUCACAGACGACACAUUGGAGCCGGCUGUACUUCAUGACCUUCUACAUUGUCACCAUGGUUGUCAUGACGAUUAUCGUGGCCUUUAUCCUUGACGCCUUUGUGUUCCGGAUGAACUACAGUCGGAAGAACAGAGAACCGCUGGACGACCCGGAAGAUGAGAAGGGUAUCGUGUUUGAAGCGGAGGUCACUCGCGCUGAAGCUUUGCAGACGUUGGAACUUUACAAGCACUCGCUCGCUGGAACCAACAUCAGCUCUCUACAGGAAAUGUGUGUUGCCAUGGAGAGGAGCGGGCACUCUAGUUUAGUGUUCCAGGGCCGGAGGUCACGGACUAAAAGUGAUCUGAGCAUGAAGAUGUACGAAGAAGAGAUUCAGGAAUGGUAUGAAGAAUAUUCCAGAACAAAUCUACCUCAACUUGACAGUCCGCUCCACAGAGACCUGGACAGCCCUGACCCCUCGCAGAGCAUCAACUAA